Messenger RNA from Dovyalis caffra, 1221 nucleotides. The record is from the annotation of a GenBank genome assembly. NCBI's taxonomy places the organism in Eukaryota, Viridiplantae, Streptophyta, Magnoliopsida, Malpighiales, Salicaceae.
AUGGGGCAAUUCAAUGGCGACAAGACAAUGAAGUACGGGUCUAUACGGUUCAACAUGAAGGAUCUUAGGAAUGCAGACUUGAGAAGGGAAGUUAUUCUUGGACAAAUUAAACCAGAUAAACUUGUUACUAUGACAAUAGAAGACAUGGCAAGCAAUCAAAGGCAAUUCGAGAAUGAGAAAAUCAAGAUGAAAUUUUUACGUAAGCGUAUUACACUGCAAGAGAAUGCGAAAGAUUUCUGUAGUUUCAAGAAACCAUCACAAGAACCUGUCAAAUGCAGUGAUGCCAUACGUAGCAAGGAUAUAUACUAUAGAAAAGCAAAAGAAGAGGGUUGGCGUGCUCGAAGUGCCUUUAAACUCCUUCAAAUGGAUGAAGAAUUCAAUAUUUUUGAAGGAGUUAAGCGUGUGGUGGAUUUAUGUGCUGCACCUGGCAGCUGGAGUCAGGUUUUGAGCCGUAAACUAUAUUUGCCAGCAAAACUUUCACCUGAUUCUAGUGAUAAUGAUCUUCCUCUUAUUGUGGCCAUUGAUUUGCAACCCAUGGCUCCAAUUGAAGGUGUUAUCCAAGUGCAGGGUGAUAUUACCAAUGCUCGAACUGCUGAAGUGGUCAUUAGACAUUUUGAUGGCUGCAAGGCUGACUUGGUUGUUUGUGAUGGUGCCCCUGAUGUUACCGGACUCCAUGACAUGGACGAAUUUGUUCAGUCUCAACUCAUACUAGCAGGUUUAACAAUUGUCACACAUGUGCUCAGGGAAGGUGGAAAAUUCAUCGCAAAGAUAUUUCGUGGGAAAGAUACAAGUCUUCUGUAUUGCCAGCUCAAAUUAUUUUUUCCUGUGGUGACUUUUGCAAAACCAAAAAGCAGCCGCAAUUCCAGCAUAGAGGCAUUUGCAGUUUGUGAGAAUUACUCCCCUCCUGAGGGAUUUAAUCCAAAAGACUUGUAUCGCCUUUUGGAAAAGGUGGGAAGCCCCUCUGGUGCUGAUGACCUAGAUUGCAGUAGCGCAUGGUUGGAAGGGGCAAAUAAGGUGUAUAUUCCAUUUCUAGCUUGCGGGGACCUCAGUGGGUAUGACUCUGACCGAUCAUAUCCACUACCAAAAGUUGCCGAUGGCACUUACCAGAGCUUGGAUCCUGUACAACCUCCAAUUGCUCCCCCUUAUAAAAGAGCCCUUGAAAUGAAGAAAGCUUCUAGUCAUGGCAUAAAAGAGCUUGAAAAGCUCUCUUCGGAUUCUUGA